CACUCGACAGCUCAAACCGCUCCCAUUCAAAUUGCAGUUUGAGCUGGCCAUUUGCCAACAAUCGAAAUUCUAUCAACGUUUCGAUCUUUUUCCCAUAAAAUCAUAAACCCUUUUAAUCUCUCAGCCCUGCAGAGUUUGGAGCUUUGAGUCUCUGAUUCAUACCUACAGAGGUAUUCCUUUUGCGCAUUUGUCUUUAUUUUUCUUGCACAAAUGUCGCAUCACACAAGGAGUGAUAGUGAAAACUCUUUUGACAUUGAGGAACUCUUACAGAUUGGAACUAGAUGCAGAGAGUUAAGGAAAGAAAAGGAUAGGCUGAAAGAUUCACAAUCCCAAAGCUUCGAAUUGAUCCGAAGACUAGAACUACAUGUAAAUUCUUUGUCAAAGGCUCGUACAGAAGACAAGAAACACAUUCAAAAGGUGGAAAAAGAGCUGUUGAACUGCUCUCAAGAAAUAGAUUACCUGCAGGAUCAACUAAAUGCAAGGAACACGGAGGUGAACUGCCUGGAAGAGGAUGUACACAACCUUGAGCUGAAAUUAGCAGACAUGGAAGAUCUACAGGAGAAGGUUAACAGGUUAAGCGAGGAACUGAAGAGGUCUGAUUUGGAGCGCUUGUUCUUGAUACAGGAACUGGAAAGCAAAGAAGUAGAGUUACAAAAGUCAACUUUGUACAUGGUGAAACUAGAGGAGUCAAUCUCAUCGAUGGCAUUAGAGUCUCAAUGUGAAAUAGAAAGCAUGAGGCUUGAUAUCAUGGCCUUGGAGCAGAGUUGCUUUGAGGCUAAGAAAAUCCAGGAAGAAACUGUUGAAGAAAAAGAUGAGAUGAAUGAGUUGAUUCAAGAGCUUGAGGUUCAGUUUCAGGAUGCACAACAAAUUAUCAAAUAUCUAGAUAAGGAAAAUAAGGAACUAAAGGAGAAGCUGGAUACAUCUGAAACAAAUGCUAGAGUAUUUUAUCAAAGGAUUGAAGAAUGGCUAGCAAACAAGGAGAGAUCACAUCAGGAGUCUGAGACGCCCUUGAGUACACUGGAAAACAAGAUGAGUAUAUCUAAAGAAAUGAGCACUUGUGGAGAAGUCUUGGGUCCACUCCUUUCCAAAUUGGUAGUGGUAUCAGGACCAGAUGCAGAUUCAAGAACGAAGAUGGAAAAGAUGUCACGACAGGUCCAAGAAUAUGAACUUCUUGUGAAGCAACUUAAGGAAGAAUUGAGAGAUGAAAAGUUGAAAGCAAAAGAAGAAGCAGAGGACCUAGCUCAAGAAAUGGCUGAGCUAAGGUACCAAAUUACAGGAUUGCUUGAAGAAGAGUGCAAGCGCCGUGCUUGCAUCGAACAUGCAUCUUUGCUGAGAAUUGCUGAAUUAGAGGCACAGGUUCAAAAAGAAAAUAGAAAAUCCUUUGCUGCUGUCCGGCACCUCCGUGAAGCAUAAUAGAGAUGUUGGUAUCAAAAGCUUUAGGGGUCCAUGUAGAGAAGAAGUUACUGAGGCAGGCUCCACACAGAAACAAUGUGUGAAGCUGUCAAGACUACCAUCCUCAGGAAGUCUUUCUAUGCGUUGCUUUGUGAAAGUACCUGCAGAAAGUAAAACUUGAUGGAGUACUGCAGAUGAUGCAGCACUUUGUAAAGCAGCCUUAUGUAGCAAGGCAUUGAAGAGGUUAGGCAAGGUGUGUUGUGUCAUGAGUGGAAUUUGUAUGGAUAAAAUUGUUUGUUAAAGCAGCCAUGGAAUGCAUUGCAGAUGGAAAUAGCCCUUUUUUGGGGGGGUAUAUGAUUCAGCAAUCGAUGUAGAUAUUUAUUUAUGUUAUUGGUGAAUUGUAUCGAAUUGUAUACUUGGUGCUUAAGGCAGUCGAGAAUAUUUUUGAGCAUCACGGAACGAAUGAGAUCCAUCCCGUUUAUAUGU
This is a messenger RNA of Corylus avellana, 1878 nucleotides long. RefSeq lists its product as uncharacterized. The record is from RefSeq and is a predicted model, not a curated record. Lineage: Eukaryota; Viridiplantae; Streptophyta; Magnoliopsida; Fagales; Betulaceae.